Frankliniella occidentalis (western flower thrips) is the source of this 2000-nucleotide messenger RNA. RefSeq lists its product as uncharacterized. The record is from RefSeq and is a predicted model, not a curated record. The coding region runs from base 214 to 1923 and encodes 569 amino acids. Lineage: Eukaryota; Metazoa; Arthropoda; Insecta; Thysanoptera; Thripidae. The transcript is spliced from 3 exons.
GAUGAAAAUUUCUUGGGCCGCUGAAUCGUCUGCUAGAUCAUUUCCGCUCAUUUGCUCGCUCGCCGUGGGAAGGGCAGGGGGCCCAGCGCACGCACUGUCAACAAACCAUCCGAAAUUUAAGUCUACAUUUGCGAGCCCGGCCGAUGAGGACAACAUUUUCCACCUCAUAAAUUUCGUGCUUCUAGGAUUGUGAUUGUCCGUGUCGCUGUCACUAUGUCGACGUCCAAGCAGACCCCGGCCGGGCCGUCGACAUCGUCGGCAUCUUAUGGACAGCUGGCGUGGACGAGGGCGACGUCCAAGUCAAGGCAGGCGGUCCGGGACGUGGCGACCAAAACCACGGCGCCGGCGCCCUCUGCCGCUGUCAAAACCACCAAAACUCCGUCCGCUGCCGCCCCCUUGUCCAAGAUCCCCCCGGCGCCCCGGCCCUCGAGGCAGAAGGUCCUGCCCCGGAUCGCUCUUGUUGGCACCCACAUCCCUAGUGUGGCAGCGGCCGGCAAACUUUCGUCCGUCAGACCAAGAGCCCCUGCACCUGGCCGGGCGGCGCCCGCGCCAGCACCCACCCCCGCACCAAGGCCCACCACCACCACCACCGCCACCGCGAGGUCCCUGCCAGCCACCCUCACCAAGCGCCCCGCCGCGGCCGCGGCCGGGCCCCGCGAGCAGCGAUCCGCGUCCUCGGCCAGGAGGCCCCCGGACACCCCGGUGCCCUCGGCUGUCUCCGUCAAAGGCUCAAGUAGCGGUCACGUUGGUCAGCACGUCAGCUUAGCGGCGGCUGCGGUGGCUGCCGGCACCAGGACCAGGAUCAGGGCGGACACAAUGACGCUCUCCAAGUCCGCGGCGCCCAGCCCGUUCGUCAGGAGCAACGCCCCUUCCAUCACCACCGCCUCCUCCUCCACCCGGCUGGCCGGAGGGGGUACUCCCGAGGCACACCAACGGCAGCCCCGCGAGGCCGUCACCGCGCCCAUGUCGACCUCUGGCGCCGCCUUACCGUCCAGCUCCGCCUCGGCCUCUAGCUCUGCCUUGGCCCCCAGCUCUGCCUCUAGCUCUGCCUUGGCCCCCAGCUCUGCCUCGGCCCCCAGCUCUGCCUCGGCCCCUAGCUUCGCCUCGGCCCCUAGCUUCGCCUCGGCCUCUAGCUCUGCCUCGGCCCCCAGCUCUGCCUCGGCCCCCAGCUCCGCCUCGACCUCUAGCUCUACCUCGGCCCCCAGCUCUACUUUGGCCCCCAGCUCCGCCUCGACCUCUAGCUCUACCUCGGCCCCCAGCUCUACUUUGGCCCCUAACGCCCCCUCGGCUCCCAGCUCAGCCUCGGCCUUCAGUGACGCGUUGGCACACGGUGCUGCAUUAGCCUGCGACGCCGCGUUGUCCUCGUCUCCAGCCGCUCCGCGCAAGGUGAUCGCAGUGAAGCCUACCAUCCGCAUGCCGGGCAUGAAGCCCUCGGAUGCGCGCUCGCGCCCCUCCGACGUCUGGGAGACGUCGGUCGUAACCGAGCUGGACUCCACGCGUCCCUCCGGAGCUUUGCAGAUAUCGGGCGUGGCUCAGCUGGACUCGACGGCGUCGUCCACGGCGUCGUCCACGCGCCCCUCCGGAGUGGUGGAUAUUUCGGGCGUAGCUGAGCUGGACUCCACAGCGUCGUCCUUGCUGUCGUCUCCUGGUCUGGACGCCACCAUGACGCUUCACGUGACGCCGCGGACCUCCCAGGACAAGGACUUCUUCGUGCAAAAUGGGUUCUGGCCACUGGAAGACUUUCCUCCGGUGUCGGACAAUAAGGUGGUCCGUCUGCAGCGAGAACUUUACUUGUUCAAGGCAAUGGAGAAUAGACUUCAGGCAUGCCUGGAGUACGAACAGAAGCGUACCAUAGCGGGAAAGCCAGUGUCCAGCCCGCCCGACUGGAUGAAAAGGCAUCUGGAAAAUGAUGAAAGUCAGUAACUACUUUGUAAUCUAUUCGAUUUUAAUAUUUUUAGUGUACCUGUUUUUUAAUUGUUCAUGUGUUUUUUCCAUAAAAC